Molecule: messenger RNA, 876 nt
Organism: Exophiala dermatitidis NIH/UT8656
Lineage: Eukaryota; Fungi; Ascomycota; Eurotiomycetes; Chaetothyriales; Herpotrichiellaceae
Exons: 1
Coding region: 1-876 (291 amino acids)
Biological process (GO): regulation of transcription by RNA polymerase II
Cellular component (GO): mediator complex
Molecular function (GO): transcription coregulator activity
Source: RefSeq, a predicted model, not a curated record
AUGGCAUCGACAGGACUCUUCUUCCUCUCCAUCCCUCCUAACCACCCUUCUCCAUCGGCGCUGCUGAUAUCCCACAUCUCGCGCUCAUACCCGGCCGAAUUGCUGCCUACCUUCCACCUCGACCACCGUCUCUUCGUCGACACUUCCUCCCUGCUUCCCAACGCCGACACCUCUCGGCGCCAAUACACGAGCAUCCUAACGCUCUCACAAAGUCCCGGGACCACCUAUGUUGGAACGACGCCUCCGCCUGCGAAAGAGAAGACCAAGGCAAAUACCCAAACCACUCCAGGGGAACCCGACAAGGCGGCCGCAGCAUCCUCAGACACAACAGCAAAAACAGCAUUGAUUACCAUCCAAUCUACACAAACAGAUCCCAUAUCUCAACUGAUUGGAACAAAACUCCAGCCUCUCUGGGCCUUUCGCCAGUCCCUCGUCGUGGACAAUGGGACGUCUCUGGCGCUACAGCACGGAGAAUGGAUCGUGCGUAUUGGCGACUUGAAAACACCUACGAGCCGGUCUGGCCAACAAUCUACCACAUCCUCGAACCUGCGCGGCAUGCUUGUCGAGGUGUCUUUUGUCGGUUCCUCUGUCAUUGGCCCAGAGCAUACGAAUUCUACAGCAGACGCGGACUCCUCCAUCCAGAUGAAUAGUGCCGUGGGUCACGAUGACGAGACACUGAUUCGAGGACUUCUGGACUCUUUGUUGGAAGGAACGGGCAUUCAAAUGGUCAACAGCCGUGCAUUGUUCCGCCGGACCGGGGCACACAGCGAGACCGGCUCCAAGCGAGACAUGAAUGGAAACGCGAAGAGCGAAACCAUCCCUGUCGAUCGGGACCUGGCCAGACUCUACAUGGACAUGCUACGAACAACACGGUGA